CAUCCAUGUACUGCAAAGCUCCCACCAUCUUUAUCUUCACGAAAAAAAAAUCCCACUUCCUCGUACUGAAAUCCAGAGGUCACCAUGGGAGAGGUGGAUCCAGCCUUCAUUCAAGAACAAGAACACAGGCCAAAACUGGCGAAAACUGAAGCCCAAGGAAUACCCAUAAUUGAUCUCUCCAUACUGAGCUCUUCUGAUGCCAAUUCAGAUCACUCUCAAGCACUUGAGGGUCUUGUCAAGCAGGUAGGCGACGCAUGCAGGGAAUGGGGAUUUUUGCAAGUGAUAAAUCAUGGAGUGUCACUGGAAAAGCGAGAAAAGAUUUUCAAUACAUCAAGGAAUUUUUUUGCUCAGCCUCUUGAGGAGAAACAAAAGGUUAGGAGAGAUGAUAAGAGACCGUUGGGUUAUUAUGACACAGAGCAUACCAAAAAUGUCAGGGACUGGAAAGAGGUAUUUGAUUUCGCAGCCCAGAAUCCAGUCACGAUGUAUGCUUCAUAUAAUCCUGAUGACGAGGAGAUCACUCAGUGGUUCAAUCAAUUUCCUGAGUACCCUCCUGAAAUGAGGGAAGUUUGUGAAGAUUAUGCUAAGGAAAUGGAAAAGCUUGCCUUUACGUUGAUGGAGCUUAUUUCCCUGAGUCUAAGCUUGCAACCAGAUAGUUUCCAUGGCUUCUUCAAAGACCAGACCACCUUCAUUAGGCUCAACCACUAUCCACUUUGCCCAGCUCCUCACCUAGCUCUUGGGGUUGGUCGGCACAAGGAUGCUGGGGCCUUGACCAUCCUUGCCCAAGAUGACGUGGGAGGACUUGAAGUGAAGCGUAAAUCUGAUGGGGAAUGGAUUUGGGUCAAGCCAACUCCAAAUUCUUACAUAAUCAAUGUUGGUGACAUGAUUCAGGUGUGGAGCAAUGAGGCUUAUGAGAGUGUCGAGCACAGAGUGAAGGUGAACCCUGAGAAGGAAAGAUUUUCUGUUCCAUACUUCUUCAAUCCAGCAUACGACACCAUUAUUAAGCCCUUUGAGAAGAUUGCAAAUGAGCAAAACCCUGCAAAAUAUAAGCCUUACAAUUGGGGGAAGUUUUUUGCCACCAGAAAGCGUAGUAACUUUCAGAAGCUUGAUGUUGAGAACAUCCAAAUCUCUCACUUCAGGGUAUCAGAAUUAGCUGAAAAUUUAGAGGGUGCGUUGUCGAUCAAGAGUUAGUAACACCUUAAUUCUCGUUCUGUAAAAACGGAAAACAUCUUGGAUGAAGGCUUGAUGCAUCUCUUCAAUGAUUUCCUGCACUGUUAUUGUACAUAGAAUAAUGGAAUUUGCUACAAAUAAACAGAACUGUUUUGCUGCUA
Manihot esculenta (cassava) is the source of this 1328-nucleotide messenger RNA. Its product is annotated as protein DMR6-LIKE OXYGENASE 2. Gene Ontology annotation, molecular function: dioxygenase activity. Bases 85 to 1188 code for a protein of 367 amino acids. The record is from RefSeq and is a predicted model, not a curated record. Lineage: Eukaryota; Viridiplantae; Streptophyta; Magnoliopsida; Malpighiales; Euphorbiaceae. The transcript is spliced from 3 exons.